AGCACCCGCCUUCCCCUUUCUCAACCGCCUUCCUGCUUGCGCUCUCAACCUAACUUGUUCCCUAGCGAGCCCCGCCUUCUCCCUGCUGUGUCUUAGGAAACUAUCAGGGCGAUCGAGAGGGCGCUUGGCGCUUUCCCCACAUUUGGACUUGAUACCAGGCGAAAGAAGAAGGGAGGUGGGAGGUAGCAGGCUAGGUUGCGUGGAGCUCUGUGGUCGUUUGCUCGCGUGGGUGGGGAAGUGAGGAGGAGGAGAGACUGGCUCGUUGCAGUUGGGAGCGCCUGUCAUGGAGGAGCUGCGUUGGGAACGGGGCGCGGCGACACGGACGGCUUCGUGAGAAGCGGCGUGGUGACUGCUCGGAGAAGAGGGAGCCGACCUGGUCUUUUGGCAGCGCCUUGAGAAGGUUGCUGCAUAUAGUGUUUACAUUAAGAGUUCACAUGUUAAAAAUUCAUGUUGUACGCAGAGGUAACACAUCUGCCAAGGAGAGUGUGCAGGGACUAUCUCCAACUCUGUGGUUCCAGUUAUUCCAUUAUUUGUGAUUCUGAAGAACAAGUCAGAGAGAGAAGAAGAGACUAAAUGGAUCUUAAGACAGCAGUAUUCAAUGCAGCUCGGGAUGGCAAACUGCGGCUUCUCACCAAGUUGCUGGCAAAUAAAUCUGAAGAAGAAGUGGCCUUGCUGAUGUCAGAAAAAACAAAUGGUGCCACACCCCUUUUAAUGGCAGCCCGCUAUGGUCAUCUUGACAUGGUGGAACAUCUACUGGAACACUGCAGUGCUUCUAUAGAAGUUGGUGGCUCUGUGAAUUUUGAUGGUGAGACUAUUGAAGGUGCACCACCAUUAUGGGCAGCAUCAGCAGCUGGCCAUUUGAAGGUGGUCCAGUCUUUAUUAAAUCACGGAGCAUCUGUCAACAAUACAACUUUGACAAACUCAACACCUCUUAGAGCUGCCUGUUUUGAUGGUCAUCUAGAAAUUGUAAAGUACCUUGUGGAACACAAAGCUGACUUGGAAGUAUCAAACCGUCAUGGACAUACAUGCCUUAUGAUAUCUUGUUACAAAGGGCACAAAGAAAUUGCUCAGUAUUUGCUUGAGAAAGGGGCUGAUGUAAAUAGAAAAAGUGUCAAAGGAAACACGGCAUUGCAUGAUUGUGCAGAAUCUGGUAGCCUGGAAAUCAUGAAGAUGCUUCUCAAAUAUUGUGCAAAGAUGGAAAAAGAUGGUUAUGGAAUGACUCCCCUUCUCUCUGCUAGUGUUACAGGUCACACAAACAUAGUUGACUUUUUGACCCAACAUGUUGAAACUAGUAAAGCAGAACGCAUCAAUGCACUGGAACUCCUAGGAGCCACAUUUGUGGACAAAAAGAGAGACUUGCUUGGUGCUUUGAAAUACUGGAAAAGAGCUAUGGAUAUGAGGUACAGUGAUAGGACUAAUAUACUCAGCAAACCUGUGCCUCAAACAUUAAUAAUGGCUUAUGAUUAUGCCAAGGAGGUGAACAGUGCCGAAGAGCUAGACAACCUUAUUGCAGAUCCUGAUGAGAUGAGAAUGCAGGCCUUGUUAAUUAGAGAACGUAUUCUUGGCCCAUCUCACCCAGAUACAUCCUACUAUAUUCGGUACAGAGGUGCUGUUUAUGCUGACUCUGGAAACUUCAAACGAUGUAUCAAUCUGUGGAAGUAUGCUUUGGACAUGCAGCAGAGCAAUUUGGACCCCCUUAGCCCUAUGACUGCCAGCAGUCUGCUAUCAUUUGCUGAACUCUUCUCCUUCAUGCUUCAAGACAGAGCCAAAGGCCUGCUGGGCACAACAGUUACAUUUGAUGAUCUUAUGGGUAUACUGUGCAAAAGUGUCCUUGAAAUAGAACGUGCCAUCAAACAAACUCAGUCUCCGCCUGACCAAAUACAGCUCAACAAAGCCCUUUCCAUCAUUUUGCAUUUAAUUUGCUUGCUGGAAAAAGUUCCUUGUAGUCCUGAACAAGAUCAUUUCAAGAAACAAACUAUAUAUCGAUUUCUUAAACUACAUCCUAGAGGAAAGAAUAACUUUAGCCCACUACACCUUGCUGUUGACAAGAACACCACAUGUGUGGGGCGCUACCCAGUUUGUAAAUUUCCUUCUUUGCAAGUUACUGCUAUACUAGUGGAAUGUGGUGCUGAUGUAAAUGCUAGAGACUCUGAUGACAACAGCCCUUUACACAUAUCUGCACUGAACAACCAUCCUGACAUCAUGAAUCUUCUUAUCAAGUCAGGUUCACAUUUUGAUGCAACAAACUUGCAUAAACAAACUGCUAUUGACUUGCUGGAUGAGAAGGAGAUGGCAAAGAACUUGAUCCAGCCCAUCAACCAUACAACACUGCAGUGUCUUGCUGCCCGUGUAAUUGUGAAUCAUUGCAUAGGUUACCAAGGGCACAUCCCAGAAAAACUUGAGAACUUUGUUUUGCUCCAUAGAUGAUAGUCUGACAAUAGGCCCUUGGUACUGUGGGAGCAUGAGUUAGUAACAUUAAUUGUUGCUUUCUCAAGCACUGUUGUGAUAUGCCAGCGAUACACCAUCAUUCAUUCAGCUUGAUCCAUCUUGCUCAUUAGCUAAAGCAUUAUUAGAAUCAGAUCUGCAGAACUGGUUACCCAAUAUUUAAAACAAAACAUAUCAUAUAAUAUAUUUUGUGAAUUGUUUAGAAAUGUAACGCUAUAUUCGGACUCACUAAAACUGUCUGCCAAAGGCUUGUCUACUCUGGUUUAGUUUGCCUGUUGGUUGUUUGGGACUGAACUGAAUAAUUUUUGUGAUGUUGUCUAAUUCUUACUGGUGUGUGGAUUUUAUAUAGUUGGGAAGUCAUCUUUUUGUUCUUGCUUGAGCAUUUCUACUCUUCUUUUUUUUCUAAUGGGUUCAUUGCUGAACUAUACAAGUUGUAUGGACUUGUUAACAUUUGCAAUUACCAUAAGUGCUUUUAUCCUCUCUAUGCAGUGGCUUGAACAUGACUGUUUGUGUGUUGGCAUAUUUCUAUGCAGCAGUUGGCCAUUUUCAGCUCUGACACUGAUUUCUUGCAGUUUGUUGGAGAUCUCUUUGAAAAUACACCCUUUACAGCAUAACAGUUCUUGAAGACAUCAGUCAGCUGUUCAAACUCUCAUUUGACUUUUUGCCCCUAGCUUUUUCUGCAGUUGCUUUCCAUUGAUUUUUCUAGAGUUACGUGCUGAAUUUGGGAGUAAAAUGUGUUCUUGUUGGCAAACCCACUUUUAAAUUAAGUCUGAAAGUCAUUUUAAUAUGUCUUGCUGCGAGGGGAGAAAGGAAAUUAAUUGCUGUUUUCUCCUCUACACUGGUGUCUUGCUUGAGCUGGUUGUGUGACUAGGCAUAGAAAGUCCCCCCCCCCCAAUUUAACCUGAAACUUAAUCAUACAGUUCAGUGAGAACUCAAUCAAACAUAGUCUGAAAUUACAACUCAAGAUUCUUAGCUACAAAAGAAACAAAAGCAUGUUGGCAUGAUGCUUGUCAGUUCAGAUCUAGCCAUCAACUAGUAUAAUUAAUUAUAUGGUUGUAAUCAGUAGCCCUCUGCAUGGGCUUCAGAAGUUUAGUAGUAUCCCAUCUUCAUUUUAAAAUAACUGUUAUGGAUAAUUUGCAUGUAUUUUAUUCUCUAAAAACUUUCAGCCAUAUUUAUAGAAACACCAGAGGCAAUGUUGAGUACAUAGUCUCAACUGAAAGCUAUCUAUUUUUAUAAUGCUUGCACAACAGCUUAGCUAUUGCAGCAGAAAGGGCUUUUUAGACUUGAUAAGGAAACCAUAUGUGAAGACUACAAAUGAGAUUAAGAUUCAGGUAAUUAAUAUAAUUCAGCACUUUAUUGUUGAUUCAUAAUGAAACUUAUUAUGGCAUAAUAGACCUGCUAUGUCUUAAAAUAAAAUGGUUCUCAAGAAAAAAACACCUCAUUUUUCUUUGAGUGGAAUAUAUAGCAUUUCUACAAUCCAGCAUAUUGGGUGUUUUGUACUAUUUACUUUAUCUCAAUUGAUUGCUAUAUUGACUGCCUUUUCAGUUCAGAAAUACAACAUAGAUUACUAUGGAUUUGUGGCAGUUGACAGUGCAGGAGAAAUUCAGGAACAAAGUAAUGCAUCAAGGUUGGCACAAAUCUGAAAUGCCUUUUUUAAAAUUACAAUAUUAUUACUUUCAGUUGAUUAAUCAGGUUUAGUCUGUACAUCCUCACAGUAUAUAUUAAGUAGUAGUCACACUGACUUUUUAAAAAUCAUGUCAUUGGCCCUGUUCUGACAUAAUGCUAAACCAUGGGUUAGAAUAUGAGAACAAAGCUGCAAAGAGUCUGUGUGUUUUCUUACUUCCCUCUUCUCCUUUGUAUUUGUGGGAAGUAGAAUGAAAGCCUCCACUUCCAGUUUUGAAUAAAUAACAAUUUUCCUUAUGUCCUAACUCAGUAAACUGUGGUUAAUUCUAACUGGCUAGUUCAAACAAGCCAAGAUUAAACAAUGAUUUUAGUUAACUAAUCAGACUGAAUAAAUCACAUUUUCCCAGUUUAGGAUAUUACAGGGAUAAAUGGUUUAUUAAAAACCAAGUAGAAGCUUUCAAUCUCCUUUUCUCACAUGUAAAGGAGGAGAAGAGGGGAGAGUAAGGGGCAUGAGUCCAACAGUUCACUGUUGUUCGUUCUUGUAAUGCUAAAUCAUAUUUUACUUUUACAACUCAACUGGAUCAUUGUCUAGUCUAGUGUGUAUUUGACAUAAAUUUAAAUUGUUUCAUCACAAUAAGAAAGGGAUGAGAAA
Molecule: messenger RNA, 4720 nt
Organism: Rhineura floridana
Lineage: Eukaryota; Metazoa; Chordata; Lepidosauria; Squamata; Rhineuridae
Gene: FEM1C
Product: fem-1 homolog C
Exons: 3
Coding region: 574-2427 (617 amino acids)
Molecular function (GO): protein binding
Source: RefSeq, a predicted model, not a curated record